AUGUCUGCAAGUAUAUUAAAAAAACUAUGGAAUAAGCUAUCCACUGACUAUCUGUGUUUACUAAACCAACAAGAAUAUUGUGAUGUAACUAUUAAAGUUGGAUCAAAAUCAAAUUUUCGCGUUUUUAAAGCUCAUUCAUUAAUAUUGAGAAGUAGAUCUCAAUAUUUUAAAAAUGCUUUGUCUUCUUGUUGGAAUAAAAAAGAUGAUGAUGGUUUUUUUCAAGUUGACUUAUGUGAAAUGAAUAUAUCUGAAGGUGUAUUUGACAAAGUUCUUAAACCAUGCGAAAAAAUACGCCUAAUGACUACUGCUGACAUGUUGUUGAUGGAUGAUUUCAUUGACUACCUUGAACACAACAUAAUUCAAUCUGAAAAACAUUACAUCGCAAAAGAAGCAAAUAAGUUAUUACUUGUGUCAACUCGAAUACCCCGCUGCAAAAAAUUAUUAAAUGUUUGCCAACAAUUAAUACUGCGUAAUCCGAUAGCGUUUAUUCAUUCCGUGGAAUUUUUAUCUAUACCUCCUGAGUACAUUCGGGAAUUACUUGAGCUUGAUACUUUAGGUCUUGAUGAGGAAUCUAUUUUUGAUGCUAUUAUUAAAUGGGGUGUUCAUAAUACUUGUGAUUUAGAUAUGGUGGAUGUAAUUGAUCAUAUAAAGAAUUGGUCGAUCGAUCAAUUUGAUGUUUUACGAUCAAUAAUCAAGGAUUUUAUUCCGUUGAUUAGAUUUUUCAAAAUGGAUCCAUGUUUUUUUAAUGAAAAAUUCGGUCCUUACAAACCAUUACUUGAUUAUGAUUUAUGUAAUCAAGUAAUUCAAUAUCACAAAGAUCCAAAUGGUUUACCUUUACACAAAUUUUAUCCACUUAGAUUAAAUUCUACUUUAAUUUCGGAAUUUCACAUAUCCACGAUUUCUUCUUGGAUCGAAUUACCCGAGGAGCAACGUGAGCAAUAUUCUCCUCCACUUAUCAUAGAGAAGACUCAAGAUUAUAGCCUUAAUUCUUUACCUUUUGAAUUUGAUUUAAUAUUUCGAAGUCAAGGUAAAAGAAUUUCUGAUAGUUUAUGGUGUCAAAAGGUUCAUAAUCAAGGUCCUACUUUGACGAUUAUUAAAACCGCUAACCAAGGAUUAUUCGGUGGGUAUAAAUCGACUAGCUGGAAAGAGAAAAAAAUAACAAAAGGAAAACAUAAUAAAAUAAAAAAAAUUGAAUGUGUGGAUGGUGGUGAUGGUUUUGUUUUUCAAUGGUCCGAUGAUGAUUCCUUUGAUAAUGAUAAAAUUGUUUGUUCAAAAUUACAAUGGAUAGACAAACAUCUUGAUUUCGAUAUGUUUCUAGGUGGUUCUAAAAUGAGUUUAGAUUUUAGAUUUGGAAAAGGUUUGAGCGUUUUUAAUCGCGAAUUUCGUCAUGAUAAAUGUGAAAAAGGUUUGAUGUACACUAUUGAGGAG
Messenger RNA from Racocetra fulgida, 1428 nucleotides. The record is from the annotation of a GenBank genome assembly. Lineage: Eukaryota; Fungi; Glomeromycota; Glomeromycetes; Diversisporales; Gigasporaceae.